Molecule: messenger RNA, 2214 nt
Organism: Athene cunicularia (burrowing owl)
Lineage: Eukaryota; Metazoa; Chordata; Aves; Strigiformes; Strigidae
Gene: OTULIN
Product: OTU deubiquitinase with linear linkage specificity
Exons: 8
Coding region: 1-1206 (401 amino acids)
Biological process (GO): protein linear deubiquitination
Molecular function (GO): cysteine-type deubiquitinase activity
Source: RefSeq, a predicted model, not a curated record
AUGGCAAGCAUUUCUGUGCCGCCACUCCCGCAGCAAGAAGAGACUGUUUCCAUACGGUUGGUGAAGCAUGAAGAGGAAGUUGGUGUUCCUCCUAACGAACUUGGUUCAGCAGACACAGCUACUGAUCAGAAGGAGCAAUCUACAUCGGAAAUAAGAGACUAUGUGUACAGAAGUCCUGGGAUAAAACCUGAGAAGACAGAUAUGAUUAAAUCCUUUGUGACAGAUCAGGAUGCAUCUAGAGACUGUGAACUAUAUCUACCUGUGUCUAGUAAUUUUUCAGCAAUGGAGUCAUCUGAGGACAGUGAGGAGGACAUGUAUCGUGAUGCAGAAGAAAUAGAGAGAGAGAAAAUACUACUUUGUGAGACAAGCUCUUCAGAACAUAAACUGAGUGUUGCACCGGAAAUAGACAUCAUGGAGUAUUGCAGAAAAGAAUGGAGAGGAAAUACACCAGUAGCAAAAAGGAUGAGAAAGGGAUACGAAGCAGUUGCUCAGAAGUUUGCAUCUAUAAGGAGAGUACGAGGUGACAACUACUGUGCUCUCAGAGCAACUCUUUUCCAGGCACUAAGCCAAGCUACACAGUUACCAGGCUGGCUACAGAGUGAGGAUUUUACUAUGCUCCCUGAAAACUUGCUGAGCAAGUAUGACUGGAUCAAGCAGUGGCAGCUAAAACAGAAACUGGGCAGGAAGAUGGGAGAAAUAAGUGAUGAAAUUAAAGAAUAUUUAAUACUUCUGAGGAAAAAGUGGAAGAAUAUAAGUGAAAUCAAGCGUCCUGUUGAGAAACAAGAAGCUUGUGAUAAAUUGUUUAAAAAUGAAGAGGAGGAGUAUAGUCUCUAUGAAGCACUUAAGUUUUUGAUGCUUAACACCGCCAUUGAAUUAUACAAUGAUGAUAAAAAUGGAAGGAGAGUUCCUGUCUUCUCAUGGUUACUGUUUGCACGGGAUACAUCUAGCAACCCUCGUCAGUUAAUGCAUAAUCACUUGAAUCAUAUUGGUCACAGUGGAGGCCUUGAACAAGUGGAAAUGUUUCUCCUUGCUUAUGCUCUGCAGUAUACCAUCCAAGUGUAUCGACUGUAUAAAUACAGUACUGAUGAAUUCAUCACACUUUAUCCCAGUGACCCAGAGGAGGACUGGCCUGUGGUGACUCUCAUAACUGAAGAUGACAGACAUUAUAAUAUUCCAGUCAGAAUGUGCCAAGAGACUAUGCUGUAAACAGGUGAUUUUUGGCAGACAAACCUGUGCUGCUUAUUGAGGUUUCCAGGGCUAUUCUGAAACAGGAUGAUGAUGAAAUAUGCGUUAUUAAAUCUAGAACAAUUUGAAAUCCAUGUUUUAGAAGUUUACAUCUGAAAUAACAUAUCAAAUAGGUACUAUCUUAAAGAGUAAAAAUUUUGAAAGUAUGGCUUUUGUUGCCCACAAAAAAACCCAACUUCUGCAGUCCUGUUUUUUUGAAGGGCUUACUCUGAAUAGGAAUGCAAAAACUGUAGAUUUAUUUCUUAUAAGACAAUAGGUGAGGCUCUGUGGUAAGACCUGAGCUGACCUUCUGCUCUCUAAAACAGUGAGAUAACUAUGAAUUCAAAUCUCUGGAAAAGUAAGCUGACGGUGUCCUGAAUAAUAUUUGUAAUACUGCUUAGAAGCAAUUGUUUACAAAUCUUGGGUCUCAGGAAGUAGUAUCAUUCUUUUGCAGUUUGGAAUUUAAUGCCUGCCAUGGUUUAUGCUAUAAGACAAAUGUUAUUUAAAAUUUUCUAAUGCUUUGGGGUUUUCUUUUCUGGCAUAAAUAUCUCUUAUUUGGAAGCCAGUUGUCUGUUACACUGAAAAUGAAGAGCUCUUCCCCUUUCAACCUCUUGAGAGGAUCACGGCAAAGAGACUUGAUAAUAAGGGAGUAUAAAAGUUGCUUUUUAGUAGGUCACAAAUUCAAAACCUACACAGCAUCCCCUCUUUUGUAAUGAUAGCUAUAUGAGAGAAAAACAUGUGCCCACUAGCUUCCAUAUCUGUUCAUGUUACUGUUCCUGUAAUAUUAAACCUGGCUGCUAGCUGCUUUAGAGAACAUCGGGAGUUUAAUUUGUCCAGGGAGUGCAGUAGGUGGAAGUAAACUUGUGGUGCAGCUUCACCACUCUUGGGAAGAGUAUGUGGCAGGUUCUGUUUCUGCUUAGAAUUUUUCAUUAUGCUUUAAGUUGAAGGAGUAUAGAAUAUAUUAGAUGCUGGGAGUGCUGACAUGCCUAA